Molecule: messenger RNA, 249 nt
Organism: Pieris macdunnoughi
Lineage: Eukaryota; Metazoa; Arthropoda; Insecta; Lepidoptera; Pieridae
Source: the annotation of a GenBank genome assembly
AUGGACGGCGACUUACCUUUAGGGGUGUUGAAAUACUGCGAGAACCUGCACGGAAAAUGGUACUUUAGCGAAAUACGCGCGAUCUUCUCCAGACGUUACUUGCUGCAGAACACGGCCAUCGAGAUGUUCCUUGCAAGCAGAACCUCAAUAUUCUUCGCAUUCCCGGACCAGACGACGGUGAAGAAGGUGAUAAAAGCUUUGCCUCGAGUCGGAGUUGGUAUCAAGUACGGCAUUCCUCAGACCAGGUAA